Molecule: messenger RNA, 1323 nt
Organism: Anneissia japonica
Lineage: Eukaryota; Metazoa; Echinodermata; Crinoidea; Comatulida; Comatulidae
Exons: 2
Coding region: 405-1286 (293 amino acids)
Molecular function (GO): acetyltransferase activity
Source: RefSeq, a predicted model, not a curated record
AUGAAGCAUGUGGAAAUAAGCUUUUAACAAAAUACUGAGUCAAAUGUAUGUGGAUUAGGGAUACAUUCAACAAGCAGGUUGCAUGAGUUUCUAUGUAAAUCUAUCUGACCAUGACCAUAAAAAAUAAAACCCCAAAAUUGCAUUUUAAUCAAACGAAUGGACAUUGAGUACUUAAAGGGAUCACACAGGAAUGCUCAUUAAAUCCCAUAAGCCUUCCAAAUUUCAAGGUAGGGUUAAGAGGCCUUUUUAUAAUACGCUUACGCAUUUGACAUGCUUUAUUAGCGCAGUGAUUCAGAAUGCACGGGCCUGCAUGUCUAUGUCUACGAUACGAUUGCUGAAGUGAGAAACCAUCUUUGAUAUUUGGAUGUCCAUUUAGAAACUGUGAUACAUUAAGUUGACGAAAAAUGUUAGCCCUAUCGGACCGUGAAGUUAAAGAGUUUUUAGAGGAUGUCCUGUGCAUUGAAGACGCAGAACAAAAGUUCAAACUAAACAAAAAAAAUCUACUCAGGGAAAUACUUUACCGUUUUCUGCACGUUGAGCCAUUUCAAAACAUAGGCACCUUAAGUACUAAGCCAGAGGAGCGUCACCUACCAACAUUUGAUGAAAUUAAAAAGGAUUUAUUCAGAAAGAGAGGUGGCCGUUGUUAUUCAGCCAAUCAAUUCAUGAAAAUAUUACUAGAAAAAAUUGGUUAUGAUGUCUACCAUACCGGGUGUUUAAUAUUAAAAACUAAAAACAACCAUCUGUGUACCCUUGUGCGUGAUCUCACCAAACCGGGUGAUCUACACCUAGCAGAUGUCGGUAUAGCACACCCAACAUGGGACCCAAUACCGUUGAAUUUCGAAAUUGAAUCCCCCGUUUAUCACGUAGGAUUUCUCUACUUCAAGUUUGUACGUAAUGGUGAUAAAAUAACACGACUGCAUAAACAUGAUAAGAGGUAUGAGUUUCCAGUCAACAUUAAUAGCAAAGAAUGGCACGAAUUUAUGGAUAUGCCAAUCACCCCCUGUGAGGUAGAUUACAUGCAACCAGUAAUGACGGAGAUGUACACCGUACCAGGAGCCCACAACUGCCCGUUUCUGAUAUCACUAACAUGCGUCAUAUUUAAGAACGAGAAACUAGUGGCGUUUAAAGAUUCAACUUUCUUGUACGAGAAUGAUGAUCAUCAGUUGGAUGUUGAGCGGAUAACCACGCGUGAAAAGUUUGUUUCCACAAUGUUAACUUAUUUUCCUCAGUUCUCACUCGAGAUAGAGGCUGCCUUGGAUGCGUGUAGCUCUAUUAAAUUUGACUAAAAUGAUUAUUUAAUCAACAGACACUAAUUAAAAAAAA